Thamnophis sirtalis is the source of this 7485-nucleotide messenger RNA. The record is from RefSeq and is a predicted model, not a curated record. Lineage: Eukaryota; Metazoa; Chordata; Lepidosauria; Squamata; Natricidae.
GUGACAAAUGUUGAUGAUGAGGGCAAUGAGCUGGGCUCAGGGAUUAUGGAAUUGACACAGAGGGAGCUUGUUUUGCACACUCAUAAGCGCGACGCAGUUCGGUGGCCGUACCUUUGCUUGCGCCGCUAUGGCUAUGAUUCCAACCUUUUCUCCUUUGAAAGUGGACGUCGCUGCCUGACUGGACAGGGAAUUUUUGCAUUCAAGUGCUCAAGAGCUGAAGAGAUAUUUAAUUUGCUGCAGGAUCUGAUGCAGUGUAAUAGUAUCAGUGUGGUGGAGGAACCUGUUGUCAUUACAAGGAAUGCAGCUGAACUGGAACUAUCCCGGACUCCCCAGACACCCGAUAUCCCACACCUAUGUAAACACAGCCAGUGGUGAAGAUGAUAUAAGGGGUCACCAUUGUAUGCACUCCUUACCUGAAGUUCAUCCUGCGAUUGCUCAUUCCAACCAUAGCUGCUCCCUGGAGGACCGGAAUCCCCAGGUUUACCUUCAGCCAGGAGAAGUGAAGUUUGUUUUGGGCCCGAACCUGGGUUAUAGGCACAGGAUGAAAUGUGAUGGCUACUGUCGACCCUACUGGGAGUGCUCAAGGCAUUUCUGCACCCCUCACAACAACAACAAUGAUUACAAAGAUGAGUGCCUCGCCCCCAAGUGUGUUUAUGAAAACCUCAACGGUCUGCUGCCUUCUCGUGGAACCUUUCUUCAUCAGGGUAGCGGGCGCUUGAAAAUUCCUCGUGAGGACCUGAAUCCUGCCAGUUGCUCCCAUCGCCGGGCCACCCUACUGCACUAUGAGAACCUACCAUCAUUGCCUCCUGUGUGGGAGUGCCAGCCCCUAAGACAGGGCCAGGAUGAAGAGGACUCUGGUGAUGCAAUGACACCUUCCUCCACUGGUUAUCCAGAAAUUGAAGAAGAUGACCAUUUACGAAAUUACAUGAACUCAGAAAGGGUUGCCCUACAUGGAGGCAUGCGUAGGGGAGGUUGCUUGCAACGGCGCCGCAGUUGUACCCCGAGCGUUUUCAAUUUCGACUUCUGCCGGCCCUAUUUGGAGCAGCCCAGGCAGCUCAAUUAUAUCCAGGUAGAACUGCAAGAUGAUCCUUGUAAAGGGCGCCAAAGCAUACCAGUCCCCCAUAUCCCAUGUGCGGUUGCCCAUCCAGCCCACAGGACCAAUUCCUAUGCGGUCAUUGACCAUAAAAAGACAGCAGCCAUGUCCAGCUUACAGAGGGCACUGCCUAAGGAUGAUGGGACUUCCAGGAAAACACGACAUAACAGCACUGACCUGCCUCUGUAAGAAGAACAUUCAACCCAAGCACCUCAUUGUGGCUUUUGUAUCUGCUCUUCAACAAAUCAUGUUUCAUAACUGCCAUUUCCCCAUUGUGCCCCCCUGUUACUCUGUGUGAGUCACUGGAAUAGUUCCAUCAAGCUAAUUUAGGAAACGUAGCCUAUCUGUGCCUCUUCCGAGCCUCCUAUUCCUCUACCAUGUACUUUCUGAAGCCCUGUCAUGUGCUUGAUUACUUGACGGGGUUGAUGGCAGGGUGGGUAAUGGUACAGUUGGAGUGUGAAGGCUAAGGAAACUCAGUUUAAUUUUUGAACAUACACAAAAAAUAUUUAUUUUCAAAUUUUGCAUUAAUUUAUUUUUUCAGAGAUGCUGGUAUUUGUUUGUCUGUUUAUUUAUUUAUUCAAGUUAAAGUGCCCAGUAAAUGUAACACUGAAUUGCUUUGCAAUUAAUUCUUUUCUCCAUGAGAAUCAGAAAAGCUCGGGGGGGGGGAUUGUAUCAGUUUUUAAAACAAAUACAAGGCUAGCCACCAAAAGGCAAAACAGAGGAGGAGAAUCAGACUGUCAGAGAAAGUAAUCCAUGCAAGAAUGGUUCUAAAUCCAUGUGGUUCCAGGAGUGACUCAACAUGCUGCCAAAGCUGACCUUCCCAGCUCCAAUUUCUGACUGGUGGUGUAUCUCAUAAUAUGCCUCUCUUCACCCUCAGAGUAGGAAAAACUGUGGAACUAUAAAUUUCCCUAACAAAUCUUUGGUGAAUGUUUUUAACUGUUGCUGUUUGCCUAACAAUUUGGGAUAGUCUCUAAGAAGUUAAUAUUCUGAUGUUAUGGUACUACAAUAGUUUGCUAGAAUCACAUAAAAGCUUUCCUUCCUCCAUUUUACUUUAUUGCCUCAAAUUCAACACUCUAAUAUUGUCCCAGAUAUACUUUAAUAUGUCAGUGAAAUCCGGGCCAUUAUUUGCAAAUAAUUGAUUUGUGUGUGUGUGUGGAGGGUGGAACCGGAACAUUUUGAACAACCUUAAGGACAAGCAAAGUUUUGCUUAUUUGGGACUUUCACAUUUAUCUUAGGGUUAGUAAUAAACCUACAAUAGGGAGUAUACAUCUGGUGGCCAUAAUUUAUUUUGUGCAGCUUUUGGUCUUCUCAGAGAUGGCCCAUCCAGGAAUAACUCUGAUUUGUUCAAUCAGUUUAUUCUGCAAAUCUGUUCCACUGAAGCCAUUUUUAAAAUUCACUGUAUGCAAAACAAGCAUUAUAGAAUUGGGGAUUAGAGUUUAGUAGAAAGUUACCAUUUCUUUGUUUUCCUUUCCCAAUCUAUUAAGAACUGUCCUUAUCUAAUACAGUUUUUCAAAAUGCAUUUUGUUACUUAUUUAUUUUUGGAAAAUAGAGUGUUUACCUGUUUUGUUUUGAAUUUCUCUUGUAAUUCCAUCUCAAGGAGUUUUUCAAGUGAUAAGCUCAACAAAACCGAUCUAAAGUAUUCAUAAUUUGGAUAAAUAUUAAUUCUAACUUUUACAUAUGGAUUCACACCAUUAAAACCUUACCCAAAAAACAUAUUUGCAGAAGAAGGUUUAAAAACUGCUUGAAAUCAUGUUUAUUAUUGUUAAUUAUUGCUCACCAUAUAGUCAUGAAACACAUGCUUUGCAUGUAGAAUAUCCCACAUUUAAGCAGGAGUAAGAAUUUCUCAUCUGAAAUAUGAGGUAUUUCCUAUUAACAUAGAUGAUAGCGACUUAAAUGAUGAAUAUUAUGCUCCAGUGUGUCCUGUAUCUUUCAGUUUCUGUUCUACUAUUCCUCUGCAGUUCUACUGUAGACUCAUAACUAAAAGAGAGAGAAAAUACAUUAAAGGAACAAGAGAAGAAAUGGUUUCAUAGAGAAUUAAUCUUACUUCUGUUACAUAUAUUUCAUGUCACAGAGGAGUUUGUCAAUUAAUGCAUUUAGAUUUAGGACUAACUUUUAUAUGAUAACUGUAUAUACAGGAUGUGACCUGGGAAGUUUUGAAAGUGGCUGCUAUUCUAUAUGGUUUCAGUAUCACAAGCAGGUAUAAAAAUGUCAAAUUUCAGCAUUUUUUCCUCUAUUUCUUUCAUUGCAGUCUUAUGACCAUGUUCUAAAAUUCAUAGCUGUAAGGGGAAGAUAGACCGAUUUGGGUAGACAUCAAGAUUUCCUCACUGUGGCCCGUUGUCAUAUAGUUAGGAUCAUCAUGAAGGCAUUGAUUUGAUGAGUGAUUUUGUAUUAUUGCUGUAUAAAUUGGGCUAUUUCUGAUUUUAACCAGUUACUAUAAAUUCAUUUUGCUCAUUCAGCACUGCCUUUUUAAUUGUUGUGCAUAAUAGUUGUAAUUUAUUAGUAGACAUUAAAAUUAGGUGGUCUUUUAUGACCAUUGACCUUUGUGGUGUUCCAGUGUCUAAUCAAAAUCUAUUAGAAUUAAUAGAAGAAUUUCUCUGUCCCCUAUUUGUACUUUAGAUCAACUCAGUCCAAAUACAUCAUCAUCAACAUCAGAUUUUUAUUCUUCGGUUUUUAUAUAUAACUCAAGGUCCUCUAAUUUUCCUCACUACGCAUCUGUGAGGUGGAUUGGACUGAGAGGGAAUAACUGGCCCCAAACCACCCAGCUGGCAUUCAUGCCUAAGGGAAGACUAGAUUUCUAUUUUCUAGCCCAGUACCUUAACCACUACACCAGACUUGCUCUUGAGCUAUUAUGGGGAGUUUCAGUAUGCAGAAUUCAGUGUCAUCAUUUGCCUUGUCAUCAGCUUUAUUUCACAAAUCCACAUGUAGUUCAUUCUAGAACAUCAAAUGAAGGCUUCUAUAUAACUGGUGAUGAGAAAGCUGGAGUCCAGAGGACUCCAACAGCUUUAUGUCACCACUCAGUAGUGAUCACAAAGCUAGGUAGUCUAUUGAUCUAUCUUAAAUAUUCAGUUAAGAUGGGAAAAAUGGUCUUCCUUUAAGGUGUAAUGGAACUUAAAGGGUAAUUAAUUUAAAAAUGUUGAUUAGAAAGGAGGACGUGGGAUAAAAUAGGGAGCUCUCAUUCAAAUAUUAUGUUUACUCUGAGAGAUAUUUAAUGAAAACAAAGGACUUAGAAUACUUUCCGGUUGCUAUUGUCUCAGAGUCAGCUAAAAUUACACUUUUGUACCCUGAUGCCCUAGAAGUAUGCUUUAGUUUUAAGUGCUAAGAAAUGUGUUUACCAUGGUACAAUUAAAUCAGUGCCAAAAAUAAGUGUUUUAUCUAAUUGAGCCACUAUAUGGUUUCACUGUUUGACUUGGUUUAGUGUUUGGAUAUAGCCAUUUUGGUUUUUAAAUCAGGUUUAUGGCUUAGUGUACUCUAUGAAUUGAACCAGUUUCGGCUUAGUUACUAAGCCAUAUUUAAACAGUAACUUAUUGUGUUAUGUGGCUCUUUCCAUUGAAUGAGAUGAAAUGAAACAUAUGAAGCUGGUUGCCUGCUAAUGUCUUUUUGCAGUUUACAUCCAUUCCUCAUUUAAUCGCUAAAUAUGUUCAAUGCACUGUACCUUAUUUUAUUACUAUUUAUUACUGUUAUCUUUCAGAUACCUUUAAGGAGCAUUUUCUAAUGUGUCAAGAAUGGUGCUUUUGCCAAGCCUUUGUGAAGGAUAGAAAAGUUCCAACUGGUAGAGAUUCUUAAUAGGCAGAUGAAAAGCAGAAAUGCAGUUGAUGUACUAACUAGCCUCUCAUAGAGUCAGACUGAUAGCCCCCAUCAACUUUCAGGGGAACAGGCUGAUUGAAUUGGUCCACUGCAAGCACCUGAUGGAUCGUUUUGGUUUCUAAUGGUGUUUGGGUAGUGACCUAACAGGCAGCUAGCUCUUUGUGGCAUUUGUUCAAAUCUGUCUAAUGAUAGUAAUAUUUUUUUAUUAAUACUUUUGUUAAUAGUAUUUAUUCGUUUUAAUGGCUUGGUUUUUUUUGAGUAUUUUAUAAGUGUUUUAUUGUGUUUGUUGUAAGCUGCCUAGAGUUGUGAGAACAGGGCAGCAUUCUAAUAGUGGUAAAUAAAUAGAUAAAUAAUUGUUCAGCAAUCCAGAGUCUCCUUUACAGGGGUGCUUGCACUGUUCCUUCAUCAGCUCUGCAUCCACAUGAUCGCACCUUGACAUUACUGGGGGAAACAGAGCUGAUUAAUUCUGAGCUCAGCAGCAGGGCAGGAGGAAGUGCUGCAGAUGCUGAAACUGAAGUGAUAGAGCUGAGAGGUGGGAAAUUUUCCUUUAAUGGGAAUUCUUGGGUCAUCUGGUUCCUGAGUUUUCCAUUCUUCCUGAUUGGGUUAAGGAACUAUGGCACUACAGUGCCUUUUUAUCAGUCUUAAAAUACAUAAAGAGGCAGUUUUGUAGCUGCCAUCCUUGUAGCUGAUCUUAUUUUUAUAUGUCAACAGAAACUGUGUGAAGUUUGAGUGAGGGAGUAAGUGCAUUGUCUGGCAACAUUUUUUUUUUUUUUGCACUCUCCCAUUGGUGCAAUUGCCAAAAUGCUGGCAGUGAAUUUCAGGACACUGAAUUCCUGGGGGUGAUGUGCACAAAAACAAUUUCUGAUAUUCUCAAUAGAAGUUUGCUCUUAUUCUCACCUGCUAUAUGUGUAGCAUUAUAUUUAACACUGCGCAAGCAGGCAAAAGUAAAAAUGACUUCUCUGGCAAUAGUUACAAGCCUCACAGAGUUGGAGAGUUGAUAAACAUGAUGCUUUCCUAUCUCUGAAUAUAAUAUGCUCAGCAAUUCAUAAAAUUAUUUAUCUGCUUUUAAUUGUGCAAUUGGAAAGAAUCUGGUGCAAUUGGAAAGAAUAAUUCAGCAAGUUCCAUAAUAAAUUGCUAUUCAAAACAACCACUACUUCCAAACUAAUUUGGAUAUUGCCCUUUUUUCCCCUCAUGAAAAUUCCAAGCCAUUAACAACCAUCACAGUCAAAAACCUAGCACAUUUCUAAGCUUAGCUGUGCUGUUGUUGCAGUAGCUACCAGGUGUAGCUACAUAUUGAACCUUUCUAGAGAAAAAAAUAAUAUGUGAAUUUAAAGUAGAGCCAUGUUUUAUUGCAUCUGUAACAUUUCCAUAUUAGUCAUCUUUUAGGAUCAGCACAUUAAAUAUAGUUUGCAGUCAAGGGACUGUGGUAGCCUAAUUUUCUUUAGGCUUCAGUGUCAAAAUGAGGUACUUAAUUCUCUUGGAUACUUAAAGUAAAAUAGAUCAUUAUCUAUCAUCAUAGCCCCUUUUAAAUACAUUGUCAAUGAGUAUGUGUCUAUUUACAGCUACAGUCCAUCCAGCAGCUUUUAAAGUUUAGGGCAGGCACUGUAAACUCACUGAAUGGAAUAAUGACAAUGGAAUACCUACUCAUCUCUCAAGGGCAUUAUGAAGAUUAAGGUUUGAGUAUCAUACAUGCCAAGAAACAUUAGUACUGUACUGAAUUUACUUUGCACGUCAAAUGGAAUCCCAUAUUAGUUGUGUUUAGUGUGAAAGGGCAUUACCUCUAACCCAAUUCCCCAAUUCCUUAGCGGCUCAUAAUGGUUAUCCAUAUCUUCUGAUUGGUCUCUGGGGAAUCUUGUUAUACAUAAGAUAAUAGGCUUUAUUUAUGUUUUAAUAUUUCUUUAAAAGCUUUUAUAGUUUUAAGUUCUUCCAUGAGAGUUCAUCUUUUCAAGCAUUUUGGAUUUUAUAGAAGCAGGGAACUGUUGCCUCUUUGCCUAGUGAUAGAAGAAUGUGAAUGUGCCCCCAUUUUCCCAUUAAGGGGAGGUAGGGAAGAGACAACUCUAUAUAGUAAUAUGUAACCAGCUUAUGACGAUAGUUUUAUUUUCCUGGAACUUUAAGUCCACAGAUUUAUGAAAUACUUGAAAUGUUGCAAACGGUCCUGUUCUUGAAUUAAUACUAAAAAGUAACCAAAUUGGAGCGUGGGAUUGUGAGACAACAACUUUCAGUGGAUAGAUUUCCCCACCGCCCCGUAAUUCAUUUUGAAAAGCCUGGCUAUAGCUAGGUAGAUCUCAAUGUCUUACAUUGUGCAGUUUUCUUCAUUGUUAUUUGUACUGAUGAUUUUGCUGAUUGUUUCUGUCCUGGCAGAAAAACAAGGGUAUGGGGGGAUGCUCAGUUGUUCUGGCCAUAGAAGUUGCUUUGUGAUUUUUAUUCAGUGGUUUCUGCUGUGUAUCUCUGUUAAUUCCUAUUUGUAUCUUAUCCUGUGUAGCCUUCAAAGUGAAGAGCAUUAGCAGUGCCAUGUGACUGAGGAGCACUAAUAUCUUAUGUUAAUGUGCACAACGAAUGUAUCUCAAAUAAAUUAAUUCUGAUGCUUA